Pectinophora gossypiella (pink bollworm) is the source of this 988-nucleotide messenger RNA. RefSeq names its product circadian clock-controlled protein daywake-like. Bases 95 to 823 code for a protein of 242 amino acids. The record is from RefSeq and is a predicted model, not a curated record. NCBI's taxonomy places the organism in Eukaryota, Metazoa, Arthropoda, Insecta, Lepidoptera, Gelechiidae. The transcript has 5 exons.
UAAAAAGAUAGACCGAGCUAGGGUAUCGAUCAUAUCGUAUAGACUCUGAAAUCGGUCGCUUGUGUUUUGUGAUAAUCUAUAGUAAUCUAUAAAAAUGUGUGAACGGUAUUUUUACAUUUUUGCGUGUAUUUUGGCGACAUCCAGUUUUGUAAACGCUGACUUAGCGCCAUUCCUAAAGAAGUGCCACGCGUCGGACUCGAAAUGCGCUAAAGAAGCGGCGCAAGCGGCCAUCCCUAUCUACACAGCGGGGUUGCCAGACCUCGGCGUGGCUCCCCUGGACCCUCUGAAAAUUGACAAGCUGGACGCCAGCACCCAAGGCCUCAAGCUGACCCUCACCGACGUCACUGUCACCGGACUCAAAGGCUGCACUGUCAAGAAGUUACAGCGCGAUGCUGCGAAAUGGAAGUUGUUCGUGAAGGUCCUCUGCGACAUCAACCUCGAGGGUACAUACGACAUGGACGGGAACCUACUCGUCCUGCCAAUCCAAGGAAACGGACCCGUGCAUGUCAAACUACGCCAGAUCCAGAUCACGGCAGAAAUUGACUUUGAAGAGAAAACCCAGAAAGACGGACAGGUUCACUGGCAUGCCAAAGGCUUCAAACACUCGUACGAACUGAAAGAGAAGGCUGAUGUCGUCUUCGAAAACCUCUUCAACGGAAACGAAGUAUUAGGUCGCGCAGCAAGGGAACUGAUCGCCAGUAAUGGCAACGACAUCAUCACAGAGGUCGGCCCGCCGGUCAUCAAGAAAGUCAUCACGAAACUCCGUGACAACAUCAACUCUUUCUUCCGCAAAGUGCCCGUUGAAGACCUGGUCUUAGACUAAACUUUAUGUUCCUAAAUUUAUUUAUGAAAUUUUAAAAAAACUGACUCAAAAAGGCGGUAACUUGCGGGCGAGAAUAUUUAUUUAUUCGAUAAUUAAAAUUUCGAAUCAUCGAUUGAAUUUAUUUAAGUACUCGAGUUAGUAUUGUUAGUACAUAACUUGACUUGA